UAUCUAACAUAACCUAUAAAGAAAAAUAUCUUUUUUUAUUUUCAUCCGAUACUGCUUUGUGGCUCGACUAAUUUGAAUUCAUACGGGAUAUAAUUCAUUCAAGAGGGAAACGUCUUUACUAGAACUUUAUCCAUUCACAAAGCUUGAACGAAUGGUUAAGGGUGAAAAGAUCCCACCAAAAUAUCGUUUUGUCAAGAGAUAAGAGUUGAUGAGUUGUAUUGUAUCCAGCAUUGUCUCAAACUACUAUAGUACUACUAUUCAACUUUGCUCUUAUUGUACUUAAAGUUCUAGUCUUUGGGGGUUAUUUGUCUAAAUAGAACUUCAUUUUAAAAAUAAUUGGAGCUUUCUUGAUGAAGAGUAAUUGAAGCUAAUAAUAUGAGCCUUUAUAUUGUUUUAUUAUUGGGUGACUCGUGUUAGAAAUGAAUUAUGCGGACACUUUGUGAUGUUUGUGAAAGUGCUGCAGCCAUUCUUUUCUGUGCUGCAGAUGAGGCUGCCCUUUGCCGUGCCUGUGACGAAAAGGUUCAUAUGUGUAAUAAGCUUGCUAGUAGGCAUGUGAGGGUUGGACUUGCUAAGCCCAAUGAUGUUCCUCGUUGCGACAUAUGUGAAAAUUCACCUGCGUUCUUUUACUGUGAAGUUGAUGGAAGUUCUCUUUGUCUCCAAUGUGACAUGAUGGUACAUGUUGGAGGUAAACGAACACACAGCAGAUAUCUCCUGCUGAGGCAGAAAGUUGAGUUUCCAGGAGACAAGUCUGGGCCUGCAGAGGAAUUAGCAAAGAAUGGGAGUGCAGAUGAGCGUGGCAAGAAGGACAAAAUGAUCGACUUGAAUGUGAAGCCAAGUCGUUAUCAUGGUCAAGCAUCUAAUCAUGAGGAGUAACUCAUCUUGAGGGAGAUUGUUCCAGCCAGAUAUAUUAUAAGCAAAUGUCAGUGAGGCGUCAAAUAGACCUCAUGUGGCAUGCAUGGUGUUCCACCUUUGCGCAUAUGGUAGAAGGGUCACCAAUGCUAUUGAUGAGGCUAAGUAGCCCAGAUAUAGUGAUCGAACAACGUUUGGCAACUAGUGUAAGAUAAAGCGCAUGUUCUGAAUGCUUUGAGCUCCGCUGAAGUCUAGACUUCACAGCUAGAUUUUUGCGAGACUCAUGAUCAGUUUUGCUUUAGGAUUUAGUUUUUCCGUACGUUAAGACAGCACCAUAGAAACUGCGUGCUGAAAGUAGUUGAUGUAACUAAAGUUUAUUAUGAUUUUGGUAAAAGUAGUUGUAUCUUGAAAUUUAAGGUCAUUUUUUUGGGUGUAGAGAUUAUUUCUUGCACUUGUAUUAUGGUUCUUGAAAAGUUCUCUAUUCAAAGAUUGAUCAAGAUCGA
Messenger RNA from Lycium ferocissimum, 1352 nucleotides. RefSeq names its product B-box zinc finger protein 19-like. The transcript has 5 exons. Gene Ontology annotation, biological process: regulation of DNA-templated transcription; photomorphogenesis. The record is from RefSeq and is a predicted model, not a curated record. Gene Ontology annotation, cellular component: nucleus. The coding region runs from base 427 to 873 and encodes 148 amino acids. Gene Ontology annotation, molecular function: zinc ion binding. Lineage: Eukaryota; Viridiplantae; Streptophyta; Magnoliopsida; Solanales; Solanaceae.